UUUGGAUCUGCGGUGAUCCUUCCUUUUGUUUGGCAGGCAGAUAAUUGCACGACACCCACUUGCAUCGAUCAUGUUUGCGUCGCGUGUGCUUCGGAUGGCGGUGACCAAGACCUCGACGGGUCUCGUGGGUCUCAAGGUGAACCCGAACGCCCGUCAGGACCUCAUCAAAAUCUACCGCCGGACGCUCGAGGAGGUCAAGGUGCUGCCGCCUGAGGCCAAGAACUACCGCAACGCCGUGGAGCAGAUCACCAACUUCCGUCUGAGUGUCGUGGAGGAAAACAAGGAUGAGGACGUCAUUGAGCGCAAGAUCAACUGCGGACAGUUGGAAGAGCUGAUCGAGCAGGCCGAGGACGAGCUCACUGUCAUCCCCGUUUACCUUGAGCACAAGCUGUGGGAGAGCCCCGUUGAGGCCGACAAGUAAGCGGCGCUGCAUCGUGACGGAUGAGUGGAGAGAUGAGCAACGAGUUAAAUACACAGCAUUCUACACAACAUCCAGCCAAGGCGAGCGUUGAUGCAAAAGAGUCUAUGUAUUUGUUUAUCGGUGCACAGA
Phytophthora nicotianae INRA-310 is the source of this 550-nucleotide messenger RNA. RefSeq lists its product as hypothetical. Lineage: Eukaryota; Oomycota; Peronosporomycetes; Peronosporales; Peronosporaceae. The record is from RefSeq and is a predicted model, not a curated record. The transcript has 3 exons. Gene Ontology annotation, biological process: respiratory electron transport chain. Bases 71 to 421 code for a protein of 116 amino acids.